This is a messenger RNA of Hypomesus transpacificus, 684 nucleotides long. It is a transcript of the gene crhb, whose product is annotated as corticotropin releasing hormone b. The coding region runs from base 16 to 516 and encodes 166 amino acids. The record is from RefSeq and is a predicted model, not a curated record. Gene Ontology annotation, molecular function: hormone activity. Gene Ontology annotation, cellular component: extracellular region. The transcript has a single exon. NCBI's taxonomy places the organism in Eukaryota, Metazoa, Chordata, Actinopteri, Osmeriformes, Osmeridae.
UGUUGAUCCUCUGACAUGAAGCUCAAUUUAUUUGUCACCACCGUGGUUCUGCUCGUUGCCUUCUUACCACGCUAUGAAUGUAGGGCUGUUGAAAGCCCUGGCGCUAUCCAGCGCGCGCUGGCGCCGCAGACCGACCCUCAGCAUCAAUCUCUUCCCAUCCUAGCUCGUGUAGGAGAGGAAAACUUCAUCCGGAUGGGAAACAGGAACCCAAACUCAGCUGGGACCGCGUCGAAAAUGUUCUCCGAGGGAUCACCGGCAAUCUACAACAGAGCCUUACAACUCCAACUGACGCAGCGUCUUCUACAAGGCAAAGUUGGGAACAUCAACCGGCCCAUCAGCGGUUUAGCAAACCAACUCGACGACUCGAUGGAGAGGGAGAGAAGAUCCGAGGACCCGCCGAUAUCGCUGGAUCUGACGUUCCACCUGCUCCGAGAGAUGAUGGAAAUGUCCAGAGCCGAACAGUUAGCCCAACAAGCGCAUAACAACAGAAAAAUGAUGGAGAUCUUCGGAAAAUAAAUAAUCACCAUUCCAUCCACCAAAGAUUUUUUUUUACAUUUAGCACAAACAUGAUAUUCUGUACCAUAGUGCUGCUUUUACAUCAUUGUUCUAAAAGUAUUUAUUUUAUAGCUUUAACUUAAAUUGACGGAGAGUAAAUGGGCUUGUAGUCUAAUCAGAUUGUAUCAU